ACUCGAGGUGGCCCAUAUACUGCACUUAGCAAAAUUGCAUACUCCCGUCCGAGUCAUGUUCUUCGGCUGAUGCAAUUAAACGACUGAAUUACUGUGGUUGCAUCAGGCAGUACAUUACAGUGUACACUUAUAAAUACUCGUGGGCACAUAUAUUUUGGAAAACUACGUUUCGAGAAGAGCACAAUGACAGAGGUAUUCGCCUUCAGUCCUACAACUGUGUUGCUGUGUGUGGUUGUGCUCGUUUUGUUAUGGCUACUAACGCGGCGACCCUCUGGGCUCCCUCCCGGCCCCCCUCUCCUCCCGUUUUUGGGGAAUGCCCUCUCCAUGGACUCCGAUCCCCGGAUUACGUUUAAGAAACUCAGGCAACAAUAUGGGGACAUCUUCAGUGUGUACCUGUUCAACACACCACUCAUCGUCCUCAACGGUUACAGCACUCUGAAAGAAGCUAUUGUCAAGAACGGCGACGUCUUUUCUGAGAGGCCUCACAUCACACUAAAUGACUUCGUUGCAAGAGGAAAAGGUGUUGCUGGAACCUCUGGUGAUCUCUGGCGCGAGCAAAGACGCUUCGCCCUCAACACUCUCAGGGAGUUUGGAGCAGGCAGGAAUAUCAUGGAGGACAAAAUACACGAGGAAAUCUCACAGUUUCUCGAGGCCUUCGAGGCAGAACAAGGGCAAGGCUUUGACUGCAAACGCCUGGUGCACAACGCAGUGUCCAAUGUCAUCUGUUCCACUGUAUUCGGCAAACGAUUUGAAUAUACUGACCCGCUUUUUAUUACAUUUUUAAAAGCCAUGGACGAAAAUGCUGCCAAUGUUGGCGUGGCUGGAGUGUUGAAUGUGCUGCCUAUUGUUCGCUUUCUGCCAGGAGAUCUAUUCAAAUUUAAGAAGACAAUGCAGAAUGUCGAGAAAAUCGAAUCACUGCUCAUAGACCCUAUGACAGAGGAACACUUGAAGAAUCACGACGAUGACAACGUGGACGACUUCAUCCACGCCUACAUCAAGGAAAUGAGACUUCGCAAAGCGAAACAAGAGGACACGACCUUAGACUUGGAGAACCUGCAAAGAGUUAUAGCAGACCUCUUUGUGGCUGGAACGGAAACCACGGCUACUACAAUACGAUGGACCAUGGUCUACUUACUCAACAAUCCGGAAAUACAGGAAAGGUGUUUCCGAGAGAUCCAGGAACAUAUCGGCCAGAGUAGGCGUCCCUCCAUGAAGGACAAGAUCAACCUGCCCUACAUGGAAGCAACCAUUAUGGAAGUCUUGAGACGAGCUGAUAUCGCCCCUACAGCUCUCCCUCACACCGUUCCCCACGAUGUCCAGUUCAGGGGUUUCACCUUCCCAAAAGGUGUCCAAGUCAUAGCGAUGCUUGAUUCAGUCCUACAAGACCCGGAUGUGUGGGGUGAUCCAGACAACUUCCGGCCUGACCGUUUCCUUGACGCCAGUGGCAAGAUCGUAAAGAAAGAUGAGUUCAUUCCCUUCUCUCUGGGUCGAAGGGUUUGUCUGGGUGAGGCCAUGGCUCGGAUGGAGUUAUUCCUUUUCUUGACCACCAUGAUCCAGAGGUUCAAGUUCAUUCCGGUGGAUGGCCAGAUGCCUUCUUUGGAUGGAAUCAUGGGCAUAACCCAUUCUCCAAGACCAUUCGGCAUGAAAGCCAUUCCCAGAGUUUAAUCACUCUAUGCGAGUGAGUGGGUAGUGUUAAGGCUGCAUUGAGCAACUAUCCAGCUAGGUAUUGUCUGUUUUUAACAAUACAUGAUCCCAACACAUACUGUAAUCCAGAGAGAUAGAAAGAUUUUUUCUAGUCAUGUCACUGAAAGCCCAAGGAGUUCACGCUCAGGCCUUUAUGUCCGCCGUCCGUCGUAUAAAUCGUCGUAAAGAAACCAGAUGACCAAUGAAACUGGAAGUUGCCACACUUAUUUCCACCACUGAUGAUACUUCUCUUUCCACAAGUUCGAAUCUGAUAUUGGGCAUAGCUGCCUCAGCAGUUAACAAUGUGAAAACAAUAUUUAUGGCCGCUGCUAAUUACUCUUGCAUGAUCUCGAAAUCCAUUAUUGUUUGUGCUAACAUCUCUGCAAUGGUGAAUGGGGAUACAGUGAUUGUGCUGACGACGACACCAUGUUUCUUAUGUAUAUCAUUUGGAUUUUACUGUGUCUUUUGUGAUUCAAUAAAAAUACUGUGCUGUU
Haliotis rubra (blacklip abalone) is the source of this 2177-nucleotide messenger RNA. Its product is annotated as cytochrome P450 2J6-like. Gene Ontology annotation, biological process: xenobiotic metabolic process. Bases 184 to 1665 code for a protein of 493 amino acids. Lineage: Eukaryota; Metazoa; Mollusca; Gastropoda; Lepetellida; Haliotidae. Gene Ontology annotation, molecular function: heme binding; iron ion binding; oxidoreductase activity, acting on paired donors, with incorporation or reduction of molecular oxygen, reduced flavin or flavoprotein as one donor, and incorporation of one atom of oxygen. Gene Ontology annotation, cellular component: intracellular membrane-bounded organelle; cytoplasm. The record is from RefSeq and is a predicted model, not a curated record. The transcript has 4 exons.